This is a messenger RNA of Phycodurus eques (leafy seadragon), 2340 nucleotides long. It is a transcript of the gene bcl2l1, whose product is annotated as BCL2 like 1. The transcript has 3 exons. Gene Ontology annotation, molecular function: protein heterodimerization activity; protein homodimerization activity. Gene Ontology annotation, biological process: negative regulation of intrinsic apoptotic signaling pathway; intrinsic apoptotic signaling pathway in response to DNA damage; extrinsic apoptotic signaling pathway in absence of ligand. The record is from RefSeq and is a predicted model, not a curated record. Gene Ontology annotation, cellular component: mitochondrial outer membrane. Lineage: Eukaryota; Metazoa; Chordata; Actinopteri; Syngnathiformes; Syngnathidae. Bases 300 to 974 code for a protein of 224 amino acids.
UAUGCUACGAGUAGCCUUCUCGCUAGCUAUUGAUCGUCGGCGUUUAGCUCGACGGGCUAGCAAUGACUGGAUUGUUCCUUUCGGGUGUUUACCGCGAGGCGACCAGAAAUGGUUCUGUGGAAACCGCCGUACAAGGUCUGAACUGGAUUGUCAGCCUUGUGUAGUUUUUAGUUUGUGCCCCCUAAGAGUCCCCUGGGUUUCGGCUGACCAUGGUGGUCUGAAGAAAAGGAGGUGCUUUGUGUGUGCGUGUGUUCACUCAAAGGGAAGAGAAGAACCAAAUUUGCAAGCUUGAUUCCAAAAUGUCUCAAAACCGAGAACUGGUUGUGUUUUACAUUCGCCAUAAACUCUCACAGAAAGACUACCCACUCAACCACAUAGGACUCAGACAGGAAUUUAACAGGACUGAUGGGGGGGAGGAAGCCUCAGGCGAGGAACAGCGAGUACCGACGCACCCCAACGGGACUACGAACGGCUCAAGUCCGCCGGCAUCGCCGCUACGGGAGUCGGCGAGCCUGGACGCAGUGAAGAAGGCCCUGCAGGACUCGGCCAAUGAGUUUGAGGUGCGCUACUCCCACGCCUUCAGUGACCUGGACCAACAGCUGCACAUCACGCCUGCCACUGCCUACCAAAGCUUCGAGAACGUCGUGGAUGAGGUGUUCCGGGACGACAUCAACUGGGGUCGCAUCGUGGGACUCUUCGCUUUCGGUGGCGCGCUGUGCGUCGAAUGCAUGGAAAAGGAGAUGAGCCCUCUGGUCGGCAGGAUCAUCGAGUGGAUGACUGUGUACCUGGACAACCACCUUCAGCCCUGGAUAGAGAGCCAAGGAGGUUGGGAGCGUUUUGCUGAGAUCUUCGGCCACGACGCGGCAGCGGAGGUCCGCCGGUCCCAGGAGAGUUUCAAGAAGUGGCUUCUGGCUGGGAUGACCUUGGUGACCGGGGUGGUGGUAGGCUCUCUCAUCGCCCAGAAACGCCUGUGAUGGGAGGGGGGCCGUCACCGCCCUCAUUAUACACGCACACAUGUACACGCAUUAAAAGAAAUACACAACUCAAGUUCAAUUGAAGGUUCCGUUUGCUGAUGUUGACUCCUCUGCCAUCACUUGUUGGACUGAGAAUUUAUUUACCUUGUUGUUUUUGGACUGUUGUGAGAAAAAGUUGGAGGGUCUAUGUGUUCAUUUUAAUCCCCUCCACCCCUGCCACUAACCUCAGCAUAAACACAUAGACAUGUUAUGGUUUCAGCAGGUCCUUAUUUUUUCCUUCAUCCUAUGAGGAGGCUAAAGCUUGAUGGACCGCAAGAGUAUGUGAACCAGCCCAGCAUAUACAACAUACUACCCACAAAAAGUUUGGGAUAUAAGGCUUUCAGGCGCAAUUUCAGGAUGAACUUAAAAUGCAUGAUAAUCUUUUAGAGAAGGUCAAAUUAAAGUUUACCUGUAAGGGUUAUGGGCUUUAGGUUCAUCCAGAAAUUUCACCGGAAACCAAUAUCGAGAGCUUUUUGUGAGGGGUGUAUGUAUAUCCUAAGAGGAACUGUUAUAAAGCGUCCAAAAACAUUGAAACCACAAAUGAUCAUAAUAUAUAAUAAUGAACAUAUAUUAAUGUCAUUAUUUUUUUUAAUGGAUUUAGUAGGCCCCCAUUAUAAGUAACAGGUUCCCAUAGCUUGAUCCAAAAUGACUGCGUGGUUUCGGCCUUGGCUACUGCACUCUCCUGGUGUCCACGCUGCUCCUGGCUCUGGCAGACAUCGCUAGUCGAGCUUGGAUGUGCCAUAUGGAAAGUGAAGGGCAAGAUGUGGUUGCCGGAGCAGCGUGGAGCGGCUACUUCCUGCCAAGUGACUUUUUUUUUUUUUUUUUUUUAUAUAUAUAUAUAUAUAAAUGCUGCGUUCUUCUCCGACAGUCUCGCAUGGUAGUUUGUAAUGAGUGGUGCUUUUUUUUGUUUUUGAGAAGACCUUUUAACUGACAGAUACGGCAGUCCCAAACUAAAGUGAGCUCACAUUUUGCUCAUUUUGUGUUUUUAAGUUAUAUUUGGAUUUUUAAGCCAAUUGAAUCACAACACUCCCAGCUGAUUUAGUGCUCAAUCUUGAGUGGAGUUUUAUUUUAAUUUUACAGUUUAAUUUCAGUCAGCCAAAACUCGGUGUGUUUGUGUUGGGGGGGUGGGGGUGGUGUUGUCCUCAUUUACUAGACAGUAGCUGACGAAUGCAGCAAACGUAGCAGCUCACAUCACAGAUAGGACAUCUCUCAGCAUGAACAUGUUAGAUAUUUGGAUGUAAAGUUGUAAUGUUGGUAGCACUGAUCAUUUAACACCCCCUGUUUAACAUUUUCAAGUAUGAGCAGUUAAUAAAAGUUUAUGACACAG